UCGGGGCAUUUUAGUGUCUGUUCACGAUGGUUUGCUGUCCCAUGUACACGGGUGAGGCACGUCUUGACGGGAAGACCGCAAUCGUCACUGGGUCCAACACUGGGAUCGGUAGAUGUACCGUCCUGGAUUUUGUGAUGAGAGGAGCACGCGUAAUCAUGGCCUGCAGAGAUAUGGGUAAAGCUGAAGAAGCGGCCAAAUACAUUCGCAGUGAGACAGAGGGUGUGGAGGGGGCAGGUACAGUGGAAGUGGUGUGCCUGAACCUGGCAUCCCUGGCUUCCGUGCGUCAGUGCGUCCAGGAGCUCCUGCAGAAAUUAGAAAGAAUCCACCUGCUUGUCAACAAUGCAGGGAUCAUGGCGUGCCCCCAGGGCAAAACAGAGGACGGCUUCGAGACGCAGUUCGGGGUCAACCACCUGGGCCACUUCCUGUUCACCUGUCUGCUCCUGCCGCGCAUCAUCCGCUCCGCUCCUGCCAGGAUCGUUAUUCUGUCGUCUUUUGUGCACGCCUGGGGAACCAUGAAUUUUGACGACCUGAACUUGGACGAGGCGUACACUCCGAUGAAAGCUUACUGUCAGAGUAAACUGGCGAACGUGUUGUUCUGCAAAGAAUUGGCCCGGCGUCUUCAAGAUACAGGGGUGACAACAUAUGCGGUGCACCCAGGAGUAGUCUUGACCGAUCUGCAACGUCACUGGGACACUUCCUUCUUCACGGGAGCUAAGGCGGUGUUCUACGGACUCGGCUCCCUGUUCCUGAAGAAUGCCGAGGAGGGUGCCCAAACCACAAUAUACUGUUCAGUGGACCGGAAGCUGGCUAACAAGACAGGACUCUACUACAGUAUACGUUCCCGUUGCCAGGCAGCAGAUUCUUAACAAUGCAACAAC
Cryptotermes secundus is the source of this 878-nucleotide messenger RNA. Its product is annotated as retinol dehydrogenase 14. Lineage: Eukaryota; Metazoa; Arthropoda; Insecta; Blattodea; Kalotermitidae. The record is from RefSeq and is a predicted model, not a curated record. The transcript is spliced from 6 exons. The coding region runs from base 27 to 866 and encodes 279 amino acids.